AUGAAGUGGACAGACAAAGCGUCCUAUCGGGCUAGCAGGAACGGUCACAUCGCUGUGCUCCAUUGGUGGAAACAGAGGGGGCUGGAGAUGAAGUGCACUGCGGCGUAUGUGUGCGAUUGGGUUAGCAAGAAUGGACACGUCAAUGUUCUCGAUUGGUGGAAACAGAGCGGUCUGGAGAUGCAGUGGACAAAGGAUGCCUGCGAUUGGGCGAGCGGGAAUGGCCACGUCGCUGGGCUCAAUUGGUGGAGACAGACUGGUUUGGAGAUGAAGUGGACAUCGGAUGCGCGUGAUAGGGCUAGCGAAACUGGGCACGUCGCUGUCCUAGAUUGGUGGAAACAAAGCGGACUAGAGAUGCAGUGGACAGCGUAUGCGUGCGAUUGGGCUAGCAGGAAUGGUCACGUUGCGGUGCUCGAUUGGUGGAAACAGAGCGGUCUGAGGCGGUAA
Messenger RNA from Fimicolochytrium jonesii, 444 nucleotides. RefSeq names its product putative ankyrin repeat protein. Bases 1 to 444 code for a protein of 147 amino acids. NCBI's taxonomy places the organism in Eukaryota, Fungi, Chytridiomycota, Chytridiomycetes, Spizellomycetales, Powellomycetaceae. The record is from RefSeq and is a predicted model, not a curated record. The transcript has a single exon.